AUGAUACGAACAAUCAAGGCUUGUGAAUAUAUUGAUUACGAUCGAGAUCAAGCUGAAUUAAAAAAGAAAAGUAUCAUACAACGUGAGAAAAAUAUUCGAGGACAAGUUUCAUCUUGUAAAACAUCAAUUUGGAUUUCCUGUCCUAAAUGUAAAAAUCGAACAGAUUCAAAUGAUAUAAUUGUAACAUGUACGAAUUGUAACUCAAGUUUUCGAUCAAAAAAUCAAACACUUAAAGUAGAAGUAACGGUCGAAGGUAAAUAUUAA
Molecule: messenger RNA, 264 nt
Organism: Rotaria sp. Silwood1
Lineage: Eukaryota; Metazoa; Rotifera; Eurotatoria; Philodinida; Philodinidae
Source: the annotation of a GenBank genome assembly